UUCCAAGGCUUGUGGCAAUCAAAAGAUGCAACUCGACGACCUUGGCCGCCUCCUCGACGACUCGCUCUCGGCCGACGCCGGUCGGCGCCAGGCCGCGGAGGCCAUCCUCACGCAGUCCUUUACGACAUCCGGCUUUGCGCUGCUUCUGACGCAGAGCCUCCAGCUGUCGAUGCCAUUGCCGCUCGCGCACCUCGCGUCGCUCUUGCUCAAGAAGGUCGUCGUGGCCCAUUGGGAAGUGGACGAGAGCAACGGGUAUGUGAUUGGCGACGAGGAGAAGACGUCGAUCCGUGCGACGCUCGUCCAUGGCCUUUCGCAGCUCUUGCAGGGCGCGGCGCCGGCGCAUGCGGCCGACUCCAAGUUUCAGACCGCGCUCUGCCUCGUGCUCGCCGAAGUCGUCAAGCACGACUGGCCCGAGAAGUGGCCCGACCUCUUCCCGGUCAUCCUCCAGCUGCUCUCGAAUACCGAGCACGAAGGCCACGUGCAGUUUGCGAUCAAGUUUUUCUCGUGCGCGAUCGACCACGUCGCCAGCGAACACUUUGUCGCGCUCAUUCCGCUCCUCUUCCCGCAUCUCGAGCGCCUCUUCAUGGCGGAUCCGUCGCCGUCGCGGCUCCGCGCCCGCGUCAUUGCGAUCGUGCAGACGUGCUUGACGAUGAUUGGCGUCCUCGCCCACGCCGGCGACGCGGCGGCGGGUCAGGUCCUCCACGCGAACGUCACGCCGUGGAUCGGCCGCUUCGUUGCGCUGCUCACGCCCGAGCACGAAGCGCUGCAUCUGUACGUCUUGCGCGCGCUCGCCGUCUUUGUCGCCGAGUGGCCCAAGGACAUGAGCAGCCUCGUUCCCGACAUCCUUCCGCCGGUCUGGCAAGUGCUCGUGGCCGGCGUGCCGGCCUACGAGACGCAGGUCGUGCUCGCGACCGACGACGCCGACAACAACGGCUACGACAGUGACGACGGCGCGUCGAUCGGUCGCGCGGCGACGGUGGUCCAGCUCUUUGAGUUUGUACGGUCGCUCGUCCAAGCGCCGACGAAGAAGACCAAGGCGCUCGUGCUCACGGCCAUGCAGCCGCUCGUGCUGCACAUGGUCUCGUACAUGCAGAUCACCGCGAGCCAGAUGGAGCUCUGGGAAGACGACCCGAACAAGUACAUUGCCGACGAAGACGACGAGAGCAUGGAGUACAACGUGCGCAACUCGGGCGUCGACUUGCUCCACGAGCUCGAGACCGCGCUCGGCAGCAACAUGCUCGCGACGACAAUCCACGCCGCGCAGACGCGCCUCGCAGACGCGACGAGCUCGUGGCGCGUGCACGAAGCCGCGCUGCUUGUGAUGGGCACGCUCGCCAAGCCGCUCAUGAAAACGAGCGAGACGACCAAGGCGCUCGACAUUGCAGCGUUCCUCGAGACGCUCUUCCGUGUGCUGCAAGCGCCCGAGACAAAUGUCUACUUGAAGGCGCGUGCGCUCUGGUGUGCGAGCCGGUUUGCCAAGACGAUGAACGAAGCGCAGCUCCAGGCGUUCUUGGACGUGGCCGUGUCGGGCCUUGACGUGCACCAAGUGCUGCCCGUCAAGCUCUACGCGUGCCGUGCGAUCGGGCUCCUCCUCUUCCAUGAUCAAGCGGAUACGCUCGUGCAGCCAAUGGCCGCCAACAUCCUCGACCGUCUCAUGGGUCUCUGCGCAUCGGCCACGACCGAGACCAUCCACGUUGUCUUGGAGACCAUGGCCAGCAUCGUGCACGCAGUGGACGCGCCCCACGUUGCGCCGAUCGCACUGCCCUUUGUGCAGUUUGUGCUCUCGCUCUGGCAGCAGCGCGUCGACGACCGCAUGGUGCACGACAUGACGAUUUCAAUCCUCGCGGCCUUUCUCGGAUUUGAAGCCGAGGCGUCGACGCAGCUCGUGGUCGAGGGCGUCGUCGCCACGUAUCGUCCGCUUCUGCACACGCUCCACGUGAGCCAAGCGAUCGAGCUGCUCGAGAUGGUUCUCAAGCACGCACUGCCGCACGCGACGCCUUCGCUGAAAAGCUCGCUCGUCCGCGCGGUCCUGGACCCGCUUCUCGGGCUUUUGCUGAGUACGGACGACGGGUCGGUGCUGCAGGUCGGCGGCGACUGCCUCAAGUGGUGUGUCAUGCAUGCGGCGAGCGACGUGCAGUCGACGCCCGUCACGGGCAUGGCCAACGGCGUCGAAGGCGUCAUGCAGGUCGCGGCCAAGCUUCUGUCGCCGGCCGUCUCGGAUGCCGUCGCCAUCAACGUCGGCGGUCUCGUGAGCCAAGUGCUCUUGCAUCUCGCGAGCGUGCUCCCGGUGGAGACGGUGCAGUCGCUUCUCCUCGCAGUCUCGCAGCGCCUCGCGGCGGCCAACAUGCCGUCGCUUAUCCAGUCGCUCUGCCUUGUCUACGCCCGUCUCAUCCACUCGCACGGCGCGUCGGUGAUUCUCGAUGCACUCGCCGCGCUGCCGGCGCCGGCAACUGGUCCGGGCCCGACCAUGCUUGAGUUUGUUUGCGCAACGUGGGUCCAGCACCAAGCCGAGUUUUACGGCCAGUAUGCGCUCAAGGUCACGGUGCUCGCGCUCCUCAAGAUCGUCGAGGCCAACGACGUGCGUGUGGCCAACCUCCUCGUCCUCGGCGACCCGGUCGUCGAUAUGAAGGCCAAGCGCACGCUUCGGUCGUCUAAAAAGACGCAAGAAUUUACGCGUGUACCGUUUUCCACCAAGGUCCUCGGCGUCUUGGCGCAGACGUACAUCCUCGUCGCAAUGGACGCCGAAGACGACGAGGACGCGCUCGGCGACGGCGCUGGCUGGUCCGACUCGGAGGACGACGACGAAGACGAUGCGCUGUAUAACCAGGCGCAGAUCUCGUCGACGUUUGCUCCGAGCGACAAGUACCAGCUGCUCUCCGAGAUGCUUGAAGACCAAGGCGGCUUUGGCGACGACGAGGGCGAGCCGGACGACGACGCGCUCGAGGCGGCCAUGGAUCCGCUCAACGAGAUUGAUCUCAAGAACCACAUUGCGCAAGUCGUGCGCACCUACAGCGCGACAGCCAACUUUAACGCGAUCGCGUCGACCUUGUCGCCGACGGAGCAGGACAUUCUCAAGGACAUUUUGCAAAGCUAAGCGCUCGACUUCCAACGCGACGACUCGGAGACGACUUGAAUAUAGUCUUGUAGUCUCG
Saprolegnia parasitica CBS 223.65 is the source of this 3152-nucleotide messenger RNA. RefSeq lists its product as hypothetical. NCBI's taxonomy places the organism in Eukaryota, Oomycota, Saprolegniomycetes, Saprolegniales, Saprolegniaceae. Gene Ontology annotation, molecular function: small GTPase binding. The record is from RefSeq and is a predicted model, not a curated record. Gene Ontology annotation, biological process: protein import into nucleus. Gene Ontology annotation, cellular component: cytosol; nuclear envelope. Bases 26 to 3094 code for a protein of 1022 amino acids. The transcript has 10 exons.